This is a messenger RNA of Ananas comosus (pineapple), 1684 nucleotides long. RefSeq lists its product as uncharacterized. NCBI's taxonomy places the organism in Eukaryota, Viridiplantae, Streptophyta, Magnoliopsida, Poales, Bromeliaceae. The transcript is spliced from 7 exons. The coding region runs from base 21 to 1265 and encodes 414 amino acids. The record is from RefSeq and is a predicted model, not a curated record.
AGGGGGGGUUGGGGGGCGCCAUGGCGACGGCGCACGUUAGCGUGAGCCAUGGCUUGUUAGGGCUUUUCCUUGCCCUAAUCCUCUUAUCGCGCGCCGAGGCGAGGUUGGGAACGACGAGGCAACGUUUGGAGGUCCAUCGCCACCUCAGGCGCCUCAACAAACCCGCCGUAAAGAGCAUUCAGAGCCCAGAUGGAGAUAUCAUAGAUUGUGUGCAUGUCUCUCAUCAACCAGCCUUUGAUCACCCUUUCCUUCAGAACCAUACCAUCCAGAUGAGGCCAAGCUUCCACCCAGAGGGGCUCUAUGCUGAGAGCAAGGUCUCAGCAGGUGAGAAGAGCAGGCCAGUGCUGCAGAUGUGGCACCAGAAUGGGAGGUGCCCAGAGAACACCAUCCCCAUCAGGAGGACCCAGAAGGAUGAUGUGCUCAGAGCAAGCUCUGUCAAGAAGUAUGGGAGGAAGAAGCACAAGAGCUUCCCAAACCCUCUCUCUGUUGACCCUGACCUCCUCAAUGAGAGUGGCCAUCAGCAUGCAAUUGCAUAUGUGGAGGGGGAUAAGUAUUAUGGGGCAAAAGCAACUAUAAAUGUGUGGGAACCAAAGAUACAGCAACCAAAUGAGUUUAGCCUCUCUCAGCUUUGGAUCUUAGGUGGUUCAUUUGGAGAGGACCUCAAUAGUAUUGAAGCAGGGUGGCAGGUUAGCCCAGAUCUCUAUGGGGAUAACAACACAAGGCUAUUCACUUAUUGGACUAGUGAUGCAUAUCAAGCAACAGGGUGCUACAACUUACUGUGUUCUGGAUUCAUCCAAAUUAACAGUGAGAUUGCAAUGGGUGCCAGCAUCUACCCCAUCUCUGGCUAUGGUGGUCCCCAGUAUGAUAUCAGUAUUUUGGUCUGGAAGGAUCCAAAAGAAGGGAACUGGUGGAUGCAAUUUGGGAAUGACUAUGUGCUGGGCUACUGGCCUUCUUUCUUGUUCUCCUACUUGGCAGACAGUGCCUCCAUGAUAGAGUGGGGCGGCGAGGUGGUGAACUCGGAACCGGACGGCGAGCACACCUCGACCCAGAUGGGCAGUGGCCACUUCCCUGAGGAAGGCUUCGGCAAGUCGAGCUACUUCAGAAACAUUCAGAUAGUGGAUGCAUCCAACAACCUGAGAUCACCCAAAGGUGUUGGCACCUUCACUGAGCAAUCCAACUGCUAUGAUGUUCAAAAUGGCAACAAUGGUGAUUGGGGCAGCUACUUCUACUAUGGUGGUCCUGGUCAAAACCCCAAUUGUCCAUAAUCAGAAAAUAAAAAAAAAAAAAGAAAAUUUGCCCUACUCUCUUGUAUUGUACCAUUCAAUAUAGUGCAACCCCUCCCUUUCUUUUUUUCCCCUUCUCUUCUUUCAUUUUUACUAAUCACUCCUAGGCAAGUAGUUGUAUGUGGCAUGGGCAUGUGAAAUUGUUCUCUUCCUUGGAGAAUUUUGGGUUUGUUGUAGUCCUUUUUUUUUUUUUUUUUUUCCUUUUUCUUUUUAAUGUUUCUUUUGGUACUUGCUCUCUCUCCAUAUGUAAGCUCUUUGGGGAUGAGGAUGGUCAAGUUUCUUAAGAGAAAGAAACAGGCCUACUGUGGGGUCCAUCAUUUUCACUCAUGUACACCAUUAAGCUGUUGUGUUGCUUUGUCCUUUUUCUCCUUUGUUGCAUUCCACAUGUGAGUAUUAUUGUU